Tyto alba (common barn owl) is the source of this 679-nucleotide messenger RNA. It is a transcript of the gene EMC4, whose product is annotated as ER membrane protein complex subunit 4. NCBI's taxonomy places the organism in Eukaryota, Metazoa, Chordata, Aves, Strigiformes, Tytonidae. The record is from RefSeq and is a predicted model, not a curated record. The transcript has 5 exons. The coding region runs from base 103 to 546 and encodes 147 amino acids. Gene Ontology annotation, biological process: protein folding in endoplasmic reticulum. Gene Ontology annotation, cellular component: EMC complex.
CUGCUAUGUGGCAGGGAGCUCUGCUCCUCCGGGCGCCGGGGGCCCCCCUCACGUGACACCCCAUGUGACAUGUGAUAUCUUCCUUGUUCCGGCGCUUUCAAGAUGGCGGCGGCGGUUAGGGGUCGGCGGUUCAAGUGGUCGCUGGAGCUGGCGGCGGCGGCGGGGGGGCGGCCUCGCGGAGCCGCCGAAGGCCGCGGGCCGCUGGGGUUCGCCGAGCGGCAGCUGGGGGAGGGCGGCGUCCACGAGAGCGACAAAAUCCUCAUGGAGAAGCGCUGCUGGGACGUGGCACUGGCGCCGCUGAAGCAGAUCCCCAUGAACCUGUUCAUCAUGUACAUGGCCGGCAACACCAUCUCCAUCUUCCCUGCCAUGAUGGUCUGCAUGAUGGGCUGGCGCCCACUGCAAGCCCUCAUGUCCCUCUCAGCCACGCUGAAGGCACUGGAGAGCUCAAGCCGGCGGGCACUGCAGGGGCUCGUGUUCCUGGUGCGCCCAGACACUGGGGUCCCCCUGCCCCUGCUGCCCUGGAUGCCAGGGUUCCCCCUGGCCUGAACACCAGGAUCCCCCCAUUCACUUCCUUUCUCUCUCUUCCCUUGGCAGCGGAUGGAGUUCACUGGGGGGGGCCUGAUCCUGUGACCCAAUGUGCCCACCAACUAAUAAAGGCGAUGGCAGGCUGGUGACUUUA